Molecule: messenger RNA, 2514 nt
Organism: Amphibalanus amphitrite
Lineage: Eukaryota; Metazoa; Arthropoda; Thecostraca; Balanomorpha; Balanidae
Product: lysM and putative peptidoglycan-binding domain-containing protein 1-like
Exons: 5
Coding region: 190-948 (252 amino acids)
Source: RefSeq, a predicted model, not a curated record
GGCGCCGCCAGGUGGCAGGCAGGUCAGCCCGUGACUAGCGCACGUGACGCCGUGCCGAACAAGGCUGGCGGGUGCCGUGGACGGGCCAAACCACCGGCGGCGCGGCGCGGCGAGCGGCGAAAGCGGGACGACUGCCGUCAGUUUUUCCCCAGUGCGCGGCGCGGCUCGCAGCGGCGGCAGCCGGCAGCGAUGAUGACCAGCCUGGAACCCGCCGGUGACAGGGAUCUGAACCUGAACCACGUGAAGGCGGCCGACGUGUUCGCCUCGCACGCGGUGGCCUCCGAGCGGCGGGUGUCGGAGGAUGGACCGGCCAUCAUGGAGGAAAUCAACCAGGGACAAAUGCUAGUUUUGGCAGCACUGAAGGAGACGAAAAUGGCGUACUCAAGGGACGAAGAGCGGUCUUUAAUAUCUUCAUUUAAUAAAGAACAACGCAAAUAUGGAAGUACUUCAACAUAUGUCAACAAACCUGAAAGGUUCAUUUCAUAUGAAAUCCAGCCCGGAGAUACAUUGCAAGGAAUAUCACUCAAGCACAACGUAACGAUGGAGCAGCUGAAGCGGGCCAAUAAGCUGUGGACCAACGACAGCCUGGCGCUGCGGCGCACGCUGCUGGUACCCAUUCCUCUGGAGCCGGGCGGCGAGCAGCAGGCGCCGCCGGCCGCCGGCGCCGCCGCCGUCCUCUCGGCCUCCACCAGCCUGGACAGCCUGCACUCGUCGUCGUCGUGUUCAACGCGCACCAACGGCGUGCCCCGGUCGGGCUCGCAGACGGAGCUGGACCGCUCGGAGCAGAGCGCCGCCGACUUCCUCAGCGGCAUCGACAGCGUGAUCGCCAGCAGCCGCACCAACGUCCAGAAGCUGGGCACCAACCAGCCCUGGGGCAGUGAAGCGGUGGCGUUCGCGCGAACCAAGUGGAAUAACUUUAACGACGACUUUGAUGAGUCGGCGGUGUGACGCGACUAUUUAGGCUGUCGGAGCUGGACGAAGACGUGCUGUUUGUCCGGCCGGCCCACUCCCGUCUGCGCCGUGACCUGUACCCUGACCCGGCGGCCGUGCCGGCCACGGCAGUGCGCGGACGGCGCAGCGACGCGCGACGGCGCACUGAGCAGCGGCACAACGACAUCUUCGAGCUCUGAUACAGGCGGCACAGCGACAUCCUCGAGCUCUGAAGCCUGUGCCAUGGCGAUACCGUCAAGCAGCUCCGAUAUCGUCACCGCUCGCAGCCAGACGACGCUGAUGCCGACAGAGGAAUCCCGCGUGGGCUGAAUGCUGUCGUGGUGGAGAGGGCGAUCCUACGAAGGGCGUUGGAUGAAGGGCCCAUUGGGAGAUUAUCGUCCUACUUAACGGUGCCCGCCACCUGCCGGCGACUGGCUCGGUGACAGCCUGGCAGUACGUCUGUGCAGUGGACACUCGGCCGAGACUGACAAUGACACCCGCAGUCCUCCGGCGCUUGGUGGGACAGCCGGACAAGCGCAGAGCUCGGGGAGGCCCUGGACCGGCGCAGAGCCCGGGGAGGUCCUGGCCCGGCGCAGAAUCUCAGCUGGUCGCGGUGCCGACUCGCCGUCCGGUGGUACCCAGCGCGGCUCGGCUCGGUUUGUGAUUUCGUUUGGUGCUUGCCCUCUGUUGCUUUACGUAGCGUGCUGGCAUUAUGUGGGUCGGUUUGAGGUGUCUGAGGUGGCUCAGAGUGGUCGUACGGAGUUAGGUGUUGUGAGUUCAGCGCCACCUGUCGGUAGUGAGAGAGGAGUGGUUGCGGCCUGGCCGGGGUUGCUGUUCUAAGCUUCCUCGGCUCUCCGUUGUGCGAUCUCUGUGAUGUGCUGAGACUGGAGGUGUGCGGAGCGGAUGUCUGUUGGCUGUUUCGUAUGAGUUUAGUGCGGGUGGCUGGGUGGACGCGACAGAGGGCGGUUUCCCAGCUGGUAUGCCCCGCGGGUCCCUCCGUCGGGUGGCUGCCCCCUAUGACGUACUCUAGUCGUCUGAUUAGCGUGCACGCUGGUGGGAUAUGUUAAUCGGGUUAGGUUCUGUUAACCGGUCGGGUAGGUAGUUUAUUCAGGUGAAGAUGCAACUCGUGAUGGGAGACUAGCCUCGUGCCCCGGGCAGGUGGCCACCUAGCGAUAACUAUCAAAAUGUCUAGUCAUGCUGUCUUAUGACAGGUGGCAGCACAUUUUACAGUGACAGUCAUGGGUGCACCUUAGUAAUAGAAAUUCUCGCAGAAAUGUUUCGACCACUGAGCUCGGAAUAUUUUAUUUAUAUCGGCCCUGCUGUGUUAACAUAUAUCCCGUAUAUACCCGCGCGCACAUUUGCUCAGUCGUGUUCCGACUAGCCCAGCGAGGACUGAGGAGCUCCCCACCCAUUUCGACCUUACCAAGUCGCAGGUGUCUAGCCAAUUCGAGACUCGAGAGCGUCGUUGCAUAUCGUGUAUUUGUCACGUUGUCAGGUUAUGUAUAGUAUGAUAUAGAAUGAAGUGCGAAUAUUGUGGACAUGCAGCCCAUUAAUGAUGGCGAAAUACAUUAUUUUAUGAGAUGA